GACAAUUCUCAGAGCAACCAACCAUUUCCACAUCCUUGAGAGGACCAGUCUGCAGCGUACCAUGGCAUCAGUGGCUUCGUUCCGUCUUCCUUAGGGAGGACGUUGUUCCUCAAGACGGGAGAAACCGGACGGCAGGGAGAAUCUAUGGCAUGGUAUGCGUGUUGUGAGCGACACGCUGAUUGCACCGGAUCGUUGCUUGUACAUGCUCCAUAAAUAUCGCGCGACGUGAAACUUCAUUCCGAAACCGCCAUUCAAGCCACUCGUUAGAACCGGAGGCCUUCGUGGCUUAAAAGCGAGCGUCGCUCAACAAGCGCCAGAAUAAACAGGAGGAGCAUCCAGCAUCCUCGAUAAGGAACGGGGAAGCGUCAUGGCGGAUUCGGCCGGUGCGCCUGUUGCGAGCCUGCAGCUCGUGAAGCCUCGCAGCAUGUUCCUCUGCGGCUCGCUGCCGGUGUGGCUGGACCGCGAAUUCACCACGCUCGAGUUCUCACCGGGAAUAUCGAGGUCCUUCUUCAGCGACAGAACCCCCAGCAUUCCCAAGGUGAUUCCCCCCGUGAGGCCGUCCCUGGACACCCGCCCCCCCUCAUGGCUCCACCGAGACAACAUCCUCAUGCCAGUCGACCGCCCCUCAGACUCCGCAGGCUCCACCUGGGGCGGGUCGUACCUGCACCACACGGCAGCACGCAAGUGCGAGGCGCUGGCAGUGAGGGGGCUGGCGGAUUUCGGGGAGGAUGCGGUGGAUGUGAUCGCCCCGGCAGAGGUGCUCAAGCAGCUCUUCAAGCUGCCCUUCUCCAAGUCCAGCCUCUUCGUCAGCGUGCAUCGAGUUGGCCGCACACUCGUGCUCAACCCCGGGUCCGAGCCUGGGGGCGUGGAGUCCCACAAGGUCACACAGAGCUCCAGAGUGCAGCGAGAGGCGGUUCUUCUCUCCAAGCUCGUAGCCCCAGAGCUGCACGGUCAUCAGGGGGGCCCUUCCAGCGACAGGCAUGGCAGAGGCAUUGGGAUCAGCAGCACCACUGUCAUCAGCGCGUCUUCAGUUUCGGGGGAUGGUGACAGUGGCAGCAACACCAGCGGAGGCAGCAGUGGCAGCAGCAGUGGUGGCAGGCCGAGGGGAGGUUUACCUACCUGGGCCCCUUCAGCGUCCACUAACGCACCUGAUUUUGUGGGGGAUACGGAAGGGGUGGUGCGAGUGUGUGAGCACAGGCAGCACAGGCACCAGGAGCAGCACCAGCACCAGCAGCAGCAGCAGCAGCAGCAGCAGCUCCAGUCUGUUGUGGGAGGGGGAGAUUCCAGCACCUUAGAGAAUGUCGGGAGCACCUUCGAAAGUGGUGACAGCCUGGGCUCUCUCUCUCUUCUCACCACUUGCGGAAGUGGUUUGGGGAAGCAGAUUCAAGUCGCUGAAGAGCCGGGCGAGGAGCAAGAGGAGGAGCACCCGCAGGGGGAAGUUUCUGGGAAGGGGAAGACCAGCAGCAAUCAUGGGAGAAAUCUAGAAGGUGGUAGCAGAGGAGGAGUGGGAAAACGAAUGGAGGCGGGAGGAGGAGGAAGAGGAGGAGGAGGAGGAGGAGGGGUAGGUGUGGAGGCUGAGACGGGGCCGGAUGGGUUUGCCCGGGUGGUUUUCUGGCAGUUUGAGCACCUGAGGCUGUUUCUCGGAAGCGACCUGAUUCUGUUCAGCAAUGAAAAGCAUGCUGCAGUCAGCCUUCACCUGGUGGAGGUGGAACUGGAGAGUUCCCCCCUGGUGUGGCUCGAUAUAUGGCUGGACAAUCUGAUGGCCGGAGUACCGGAAUUAGCCAUCUGCUACCACCACAAGGGCGUGGUGCAGGGCUACGAGCUGCUGCACGCAGACGACGUCUUCCUGCUCAAGUGCCUUGCCAGGGACGGAUCGUCAUCGUUCUUCCCCCAUGCUGUGAGGGACAGUGCGCUCGCCAUUCUGCGGUUUCUCCAAGACAAAUGCGUGCACAGCCCCGGCACCUAUUGGCUCCGCAAGGAUGCAGGCACUGACGUGCUGCAGCUCUUCGACCUCACUCCACCGCUCCAGCACCCAUCUGCACCCAUCCGCCUGGCCCCCUCCCUCUCCUCCCCACCCUCUGCAACUACCAGCCACGUCAGCAUGACUGCCGGCAUGCAUGCCUCUCGUUCAAACCCUAAACCCUUAGGGGUCCCACCAUCCUGCACAGACGGGUUAGGAGAGGGAAAUUCCCCUUCGCCAUCGACUCUCGAUGCCACUGUUGCCACACACCUGUCACUCCCCCUCACCAUGCUGCUCUACCGCCUGGCUAUGCGGCUCUCGGACUCACACGUGGCUAGGGACAGGCACAGAACGGCCCAGCUGUUUGGGUACUGCCUGCAGCUGCUGCACCAGAAGGACCACCCGGGCCUUCGAGCCACAGCCCAUGAGUACAUGGCUCGCUUCUUCCUGCAGAUCCCGCAGGACGAGCUGCCAUCCCUCCUCCAACCCUCGCGUCUCCACUCCUCCCUCCUGCAACCACCGGUCCCCCAUGCCUCCCUCCUCGAACCUCCAGUUCCCCAUUCCUCAGCACGCCUCUUUCCUCCCCUCCAACCAGCCAUGCCAUCACCCUCCCGACUGCCGCUCCCCAUCGCGAUAUCCUUUCCGGGUGCUUCCUCCCCGUUCUCCAAGGAGGCUGCUGAUGCUGCUGAUGCUGCUGCUGAUGCUUCUGAUGCUGCUGCUGAUGCUGCCGAUGCUGCUAAUGCCAGCGCCACCAAUCAACCUGUCUCUGCCAAUGCAGAUGCACAGCAGCUAGCCAUUAUUCCCAGGGACGAUCAGCCCCUGGCAGUGAUUCCCAAACCCAAUCACUGCCUCGCAGUCGCUCCCGCCCCUGCGAAAAGCAUGCUAUUAGCACCUAGCGCUCCCCUUGCUACUGACACGGGCGCAGAACCAAGACCAGCGUAUGAAGCAGGGGAGUUGGUGAAGCAGAGAGUAGAGGCAGUUAGUGCGUCAGAAUUAGAACCAGCAGUUGAAGCAGAAGUAGAAGCAGAAGUAGAAGCACAACCAGCAGCCACUGCGUCAGGGCCACGCGGGCCGCCUCCUCCCCCUCAACUUUUGCCGGCAGUAGGAGAUGCAGAGAGCACAGUCUCAUCAGCGCCUGCUGCUGCUGCUGCAGCACCCCUACCACUAGCACCAGCAGCACCAGCAACACCAGCAACACCAGCAGCACCAGCAGCUCCAGCAGCAGAAGCAGCAGCAACUGCUGGGUCAGCAGUAGCGUCAUUAUCAACACCUCAUGCUUCCCCAGGAGCGAGGGAUGCAGAGAGCACAGUUGCACAAGCAGCAGCAGAGCCACACGCAGCAGCGGCAGCAGCACCACCUCCUCCCCCUCCCCCCGCAGUGGGAGAUGCAGAGAGCACUGUUCCACAAGCUGCAGCAGAGCCAGCACCACCUCUUCCCCCUCCCCCGACACCAGGAGACGCAGAGAGCACUGUAGCACAAGCUGCAGCAGCCGCACCACCCUCCCCUCCUCCUCCCCCCGCAGUGGGGGAAGCAGAGAGCACUGUAGCAGUCCGCCUGGCGGCCGUGUGGCACGCCACGCAAGCUAUCGGCACGCUGAGGUGGCAGCGACACCUGCUGACUCACACCCCUGAGAGCCUGAUGAAUCCUCCUCUCGCCCUGCUGCACAGCCUGAGAGCCUACUCGGCCUCUGGCAGGUGCCUCUGCGGGGAGUCUAGUUGCUUGCCAGAUGUGCAUGCGGGGGGAGAUAGGGAGAGUGGGGUUUAUGGGGGCAGGAAGGGUGAGAAUGCAGGGGUUCAGAAGGGUGGGGUUGGUGGGUAUGUGAGUUUCAAAGGAAAUGGAGGGGAAGGGGAAGAGAGGAGGAGCAGGGGGAAAGGGCGACGGGGGUAUCGAGGGAAGGGACGGCAGAGGCAGAGGAGGCUGCAAGAGCGGACAAGGGUAGGGGAGGAUGGGGAGGAGGGGGAGGAGGAAGGGAGGGACGAGGAUGCACGCUCCUCCUGCUCCCUGGGUAGCAGCUGCAGCAGCAUUGGCGCUGCCUCUGCUGCCUCUGCCGCCUCUGCUGGUUCUGCUGCUGCUGCAGGUGUUACCAGUGGCAGUGCCGUUACUAGCGACAGUGCGGUUACCAGCAGCAGUGCGGUUACCGAUCGGCGCAUUUGCAAGCUGAUAGCGCUACUAGGGGAGGCGUAUCUGGGCCUAGCAGAAUCGUACAAGGGCGAGGGGCAGGUGGGGCGGGCUUUAAGAGCCGCUGAGCUGGCAUGUGUGGUGGUGGGGGGGUGGCCGUGGGACCUGGAGGACUUAGAAUGGGGGGCGGGGGGAGAGGGAGGAGAGGACGGAGGGGAGGAGGACGGAGGAAAGGGCAGGUUUCGCGGCUUGAAGGGAUGGGGGGUUGGGGGAGAGGGGAGUGGUGGGAAGGCAGGGGGUACAGGCAAUUCAGGUGAAUCUCGUUUAGAGACCGCUUGUGAAGCGCGUUGUGAGUCGACUCAAAAUACAUCUAGUUUAGAGACCGCUUGUGAAGCGCAGGAGGGAGGGCGAGGGGCGAAAGGGGGGAAGAAGAAGGCGAAGGGAAAGAACAGGAAGGGUAAGAAUGGGGAGGGGGCGAGCGGUGGUGCAUCGAGCGCUAAUCACAUAGUGAGGGAGGCGGCAAAGGAGACAAGGGUAGAGGACAGGCUGAGGAUCUCUGACCCUGCCUGUGUUCCUUCGAAUGCCCCUAUGUUACGUACAGUCACAAAAGGUCUUGCUGCUGCCUCGCGUACAGUCACACCGCGUACAGUCACAAAAGGUAUUAGUGGAGCUAAAAGCAAGGCUUCCGGGAAGAAUGGCCAGCCGGGUCACAGGGAUCGAAGGGGUGUACCUGGGGCUAAGCCUGGCGAGACGAGAGGUGUAGGGGUGAGCAGGGGGGCAGCAGCGGGGGCAGCAGGGGGGGCAGCAGGGGGGGGGUUGGCAGGAGGAGAGUCGGCAGGGUGGGAGUCUAGCAUGUGGUUGUGCAGGCAUGUGUCUGGGAGGAGCUUUUGGGGCGAGCUGUGGGAGAUGGUGGGCGAUCUGUACGUGCAGCUGGAGACGAGGGUGGGGGUGGGGGCUGAGACGGAGAGGAAUGAGAGGCUUGGUGAUCCGAAGCACGGCGACAGGCUUGGUGAUCCGAAGCAAGGGGGGAGGCUUGGGGAGGGGAGAAGUGAACCGGGCAGUGUGGCAGCGCGGGCAGCAGCAGUGGCAGCAGAAGGGGAGGCGUCAGGAAGCCGUGAGCUGAGGAUAGAGGAGGAGGUGGUGCGAGAGGUGAGGCGAGUGAGAAAGAAGAGGCGGCAGAGGGAGGUUGGCGUUCAAGGUGCAACAGGUUGGAGGGCAGCAGCAGCACCAACAACAGAAGGAGGAGCAGCAACAACAACAGCAGCAGCAGCAGCAGCAGCAGCAACAGGAGCGGCAGCAGCAGCAGCAGCAGCACGAGCAGCAGCAGCAGCAACAGAUGGAAAAGGAGGUGGUAGCAGGAGCAGGGGUGGUAUGGAUUAUAAUGUCUGUAGCGUCUGUGGCAGGAGCGGCUGUAGCUGCUUGAGCGAACGAGCGAGGGAUGACAGUGCUUUCCCCCAUCCUUUGCCUUCACAAUUUCCACCAGCACCACCAGCACCAUCCGCACCAUCACCAACCCCACCUCUCUCCUCCUCAGCAAGCACCUGGAAGACCCGUUGCUUCGGCCGCCCAUUUGUCCUCGACCCUAACACCAACUUCCAAUCAGCAGCCGAGUUUUACUCCCGGGCAGCUGCCGCCUUCUCAGCCAAUCACGACGCGACAAGCAAGCAAGCCGUCAUGCGGAAACGCGGAUGGGCGUGCAACGAGCGGGGGAGGUGGCUUCUCAACCCCUCCUUUUCUUCCUCUUCCUCUUCCUCUUACUCUGCUUCUUCCCCUGCUCCAACUCACCCUUCCCCCCACACGGCCAUAGCAGCAGCACGGGCAGCAUUAGUAGCAGCAGCAGAGGCGUUUUGGGAGGCGGGAGACGCCCCCAAUGCGGCUCUAGUGCUCUGCAAUCUCGGCCAUGGGGAGAGGGCGGAUGCGGAGCUGCUAGCCUCUCCCGUUCUGAGGCGCUCUGAGGGAGAGGGUGCCUCUGGUGCUGCUGCUGGUGUGUGUUCUGGUGUUGCUGGUCGUAGCACUGCUGCUUCUUCUGGUGACGUUGGUGCUGCUGGUGGCGGCAAUGCUGCUGCUGGUGGUGGCGCAGAGCUUGUGGGCGAGUUUGAGAGAGCGAGGCAGAGGUACCUGCGUGCAUUGACCUGGUAUGGGGACGCUCGCAGGGAGCUGAUGCGGAGUGUGGGGGAACACAUGGCGGAGGGGAGUGAAGCAGCAGCAGCGCGGGCGUAUGGAGCGGUGUGGAGCGAAGUAAAUCUCCAGUUUGCUCACACUUACCUAAGAGUCGGCAUGCUUAUGGCUGCAGCGGAACGCCUGGGUCUUCCGGUGGGCCCCGCUGGUACCAGAAAAGAGGAUGUGGAAAACUGCAGCGGUUACAGCGAAGGGGAGGUGGCGAGUGGGGGACGUGAGGAGGAAGGAGUGAGGGAGGAGGGGGAAGAGGUGGUGGGGGAGGGGAGUGAGUGGGAGUGGGAGUGGGAGGUGCAAGGGCACGUAUCAGCCAAGGACGCUCUGAGUAAGGCUCUUAUUCUGUAUGAGUCGCUCGGGCCCAGCAGGCUGCAGGAGGCAGCUUUUGCCCAUUUCCACCUGGGGGGCUACCAUCGAGACUGCGCCCUGCGUUCUGCUGCUGGUGUUGAGGUCAGCACAGGGCGAGGGGGAGGAGCAGGAGGGGCAGCAGCAGGGGGUGCGACUGCAUGGCAGCAGCAGCAGAGGCGGCUGGCAGCGUUAGCAGAGGUGCAUUGGCACAAGGCAGCUGCGUUCUAUCGAGCGGAGCUGCACGCCGACAUGUUUGUGACUAUAUGCAUCGAGAAAGCAGAGCUUGCUUCUUCUCUGGGGGGGCACCAACAGCAGCAGUGGCAGAGUCACCUCACGGCAUUGCAACACCUCAUGGAAGCACAGGCUGCGCUAGCACCGCCGCCAGCCCCCAUAUCCCUGCCUCCAGAGGAAUCUGCGCCAACCGACAGCAAGGCUUCCCCUCUUUACAGGCACACAGCAGAAAGGAUGUGCCACCUCACUCAGUCACACCUCAAGGCCUUGCUGAGUCUGGCGCUCUCAUCCGGGUCAUCCCAUGUGGGGGGGAAAGCAGGUGCAGGGAGAGGCGCAACCCAGGGGUCUGGAUCUGGAUGCUCUGGGGAGAGAAUUAUGGAGUCUCGGUUGAAUGAUGCUGGCAAGGGCUCGGUGGUUUCGGUGGUCCGAGAGGCUUACAAAUGUGCUUUGAAGCUGAACACGUGUGGCCUGGACAGGUGCUCUUUGCAUCCUAUAGCUGCCUUGGUUGCUCGCUUACAAUGAGUUCGUUAGUAGUGUUCGGGUAUGCAUUUUGAUGCAAGUUGUUCACCCUGUUAUGUCGCCAAGAGCUAGAACCUAUAAUGGU
Messenger RNA from Closterium sp. NIES-67, 7433 nucleotides. Lineage: Eukaryota; Viridiplantae; Streptophyta; Zygnematophyceae; Desmidiales; Closteriaceae. The record is from the annotation of a GenBank genome assembly.